This is a messenger RNA of Petromyzon marinus (sea lamprey), 1209 nucleotides long. Its product is annotated as proteasome subunit beta type-5-like. Lineage: Eukaryota; Metazoa; Chordata; Hyperoartia; Petromyzontiformes; Petromyzontidae. The record is from RefSeq and is a predicted model, not a curated record. Gene Ontology annotation, cellular component: cytoplasm; proteasome core complex. Gene Ontology annotation, molecular function: threonine-type endopeptidase activity.
CCCCACCACCACCACCACUCACUGCUGUAGUCAUGGCGCUGGCGGACGUGUGCGGCUACCGUGAGUGUGCAGAAAGCCUGCCGGGCCUCGGGGCUCGCGGCGGGAACCGUGGCAUGCAGCUCCACGAGCUCGACAUUGGCUGUUUCUCGGAGCCGCGCUUCGCCGUGCCGCCCGGGGAGGACCCUGUGGAAUUCUUGCGGCCCUUCGCGUCGGGCGAGAGCGACGUGAAGAUCCAGUUCCAACACGGCACCACCACCCUGGCCUUCAAGUUCCAGCACGGCGUCAUCGUGGCCGUCGACUCGCGAGCCACCGCGGGCUCCUACAUCGCUUCACAGACUGUGAAGAAGGUGAUUGAGAUUAAUCCAUACCUCUUGGGCACCAUGGCUGGAGGAGCAGCUGACUGCAUGUACUGGGAGCGAGUCCUUGCCAAGCAGUGCAGGAUCUACGAGUUAAGGAACAAGGAGCGCAUCUCUGUGGCAGCUGCUUCCAAGCUGCUGGCAAACAUGGUUUACCAGUACAAAGGCAUGGGCCUCUCCAUGGGCACCAUGAUCUGUGGCUGGGACAAGAAGGGUCCGGGUCUGUACUACGUGGACGAUGAGGGUAUGCGCCUGCCAGGCUCGAUGUUUGCGGUGGGCUCUGGCUCGCCGUACGCCUUUGGUGUUCUGGACAGCGGUUACCGCGAGGACCUGACCAAGGAAGAGGCCUACGACCUGGGUCGGCGUGCCAUCGCUAGCGCCACUCACCGUGAUGCCUAUUCUGGUGGCGUCGUAAACUUGUAUCACAUGUGUCAGACUGGCUGGAUUAAGGUUUCUCAAGAUGACGUCAGUGAACUGCAGUACAAGUUCCGCGAACAGAAGUGAUGGAGACCAGCGCGUUUGGACCCCCGUUCCGAGCCCACCCUUGUGCAUAACAACGCGCAGAUUCACGGCUGGGAUGUCCGUGUGUAAAGAUUGGUUAACGCUCCGCGAUUUGUGAGUUCUUGUGGCUGCUGGUUGCUGGUGUUGUAUCGAUGGAAUGUCAUUUUUUUUUACUUUAAUCCUUAACCUUUUUUGGAAUAGCAACAUUUCUGUCACGAGUUUGAGCAACAAUGGAAUAGCUAAGCGUUGUCAAAAUAACAUUGAAUAUUUAAGAAUGGCAUUUGAUCACUUGUUUAGUUACCAGUUUUGUUGACAAGAAACUACUUCUAAAUAAACAAUUCAACACUUGUCA